Messenger RNA from Fibroporia radiculosa, 963 nucleotides. RefSeq lists its product as uncharacterized. Lineage: Eukaryota; Fungi; Basidiomycota; Agaricomycetes; Polyporales; Fibroporiaceae. The record is from RefSeq and is a predicted model, not a curated record. The coding region runs from base 1 to 963 and encodes 320 amino acids. Gene Ontology annotation, molecular function: oxidoreductase activity. The transcript has 10 exons.
AUGGCUGCUCCUGUUCCACAAUUCGCGUUCAACAAUGGCAUCAAAGUGCCCGCUAUUGGCAUGGGUUGUUGGAUGGGCGGUGCGGGUCACGGAGACAGAGCCGAAGUGAUGUGCAAGAAUGCGUUGCUGCACGGCUAUCGCCACCUAGACACAGCAUUCGGUUAUGGAAAUGAAGAAAGUGUCGGCAAGGCCAUUCGCGAGUCUGGCAUUCCGCGCGAGGAGAUCUUCGUGACCACCAAGCUUCCGAGCAAGCACCAUCACAAGGUCCGAGAGUCAUUCGAGGAGUCGCUUCAGGCGCUCGGCCUCGAGUACGUCGAUCUGUACUUGAUCCAUUGGCCACAAGCUGACACCGAAUCCGGCGAACACAUCCCGUACGGAGAAAAGCCAACGGUCGUCGAAGUAUGGAAGGAGAUGGAAAAGCUCGUGGAGACUGGGAAAGUCAAAUCGAUUGGAGUGUCCAACUUCUCCAUCAAGACGCUCAAUGAGAUCCUCCCGCACGCGUCCAUUAUUCCGGUUACUAACCAGGUAGAGAUUCACCCCUGUCUCCCGUCGUUUGAAUUGCAGAAGUUCUGCGAGGAGAAAGGCAUACUGUUGACCGCGUACUCCCCCCUUGGUCGCCCUGCCCCGGGGCAAGAUAAGCCUAUUCUCCUCACAGACACCACCGUCGUUGGCAUUGCAGAGAAGAAGAAUGCGACGCCUGCGCAGGUCGUGAUCAGCUGGUGCGUGAAGCGCGGGAUCAUCGUCGUGCCAAAGAGCGAGGCGGUAGAACGGAUGAAAUCGAAUAUCACGAUUGUCGAUCUAUCGGACGAAGAUAUGACCAUCCUGAACAGCAUUCAUAAGCGCCCUGGGAUGCACAAGUCGCUACUUGCAUACCAUAAUUACACGGACGAUGGCCUAAUCUUCGGCUGGACGUACGAGCAACUUGGGUGGAACAUGAAGAAGGGGGGUAUUUGCGUUGAUUGA